Trichoderma citrinoviride is the source of this 1137-nucleotide messenger RNA. RefSeq lists its product as hypothetical. Gene Ontology annotation, cellular component: lipid droplet. Gene Ontology annotation, molecular function: lipase activity. Bases 1 to 1137 code for a protein of 378 amino acids. The transcript is spliced from 2 exons. Gene Ontology annotation, biological process: lipid storage. NCBI's taxonomy places the organism in Eukaryota, Fungi, Ascomycota, Sordariomycetes, Hypocreales, Hypocreaceae. The record is from RefSeq and is a predicted model, not a curated record.
AUGCCCCCAUCAAUAUCCCUCCCCGCCAAACCGCGCCCAAACGACGGCCCUGCAAACCAGCGCCACGGGCUCAUCUACUUCGUCUGCGGCAACCCCGGGCUCGUGCACUACUACACCGUCUUUCUAGAAUGUCUGCGCGGAAUGCUGGAUGAGUUGCAGGAUGAGGAGACGGGGGGUAGAAGAAGCAGGACGGCGUAUGACAUCUAUGGACGGGAUCUGUUGGGCUUCAGCGACGACGAUCAUGAGCCGUUUGUCCGUGGUAGCAACGAGCCGUGGGAUCUGGACGGCCAGAUUGAGGGCAUUUAUAAGGAUGUGGCGGCUCAGAGAAUCCCAUCUGCUCAAACCCAAGAUCAAGGAACCGGACAAAAUGGACUACAAGACCGAGAAGGGACAAGGCCAUACGACUUUGUCAUUCUCAUGGGCCACUCCGUCGGCGCAUACAUCUCCCUCGAAAUCUUCCACCGCCACGCAAAGGACUCGUCACGGGCCCCCCAUCUCCAUCUCCGACACGGCUUCCUCCUCUUCCCCACCCUCACGCACAUUGCCGCUUCUCCCAGCGGGCGCCAAGCGUCCCUCCUGCUCAGCAUCCCGCGUCUCGAAGGCAAUGCGCAUCUGCUCGCGAAGUUUGCGCUACGCUGUCUUCCUCACGGGGUUGUUCUGUGGAUUGUCAAGAAUGUCAUGGGGUUUACGGACCAGACGGCGAGGGUUACGGCGGAUUGGCUGAAGAGUCGGGAUGGGGUUUGGCAGGCGAUUCAUUUGGGCUUGUCUGAGCUGCGGACGAUUUGCGAGGAGAAGUGGGAGGAAGAGCUUUGGAGGGCGACGGCGGAGGAUGAGGACGAUGCAGACGGCUACGAAUACUGCCAUAUUGACAACAAUGACACUGGGGAUGGCGAAGGGAGAGAAAGAGGGAGGCAGAUUCCAAAGUUUUUCAUCUUCUACGGGAAGCAUGACCACUGGGUUGCAAAUCAUCUGCGGGACGCCUUUAUCGAGCGGAGGAGGGAACAUGUGGAGGAAGGGCAUACGAGGAUUUUGGUGGACGAGGGGGAUCUUCCGCAUGCGUUUUGCGUCAAGGAGCAUACGAGCUUUGUGGUUGCGAAAAAGGUGUUUGAGUGGGUGAGGGAGAUUGAAGGGCUGUGA